Molecule: messenger RNA, 1566 nt
Organism: Plasmodium gallinaceum
Lineage: Eukaryota; Apicomplexa; Aconoidasida; Haemosporida; Plasmodiidae
Product: tRNA pseudouridine synthase, putative
Exons: 1
Coding region: 1-1566 (521 amino acids)
Biological process (GO): tRNA pseudouridine synthesis
Molecular function (GO): RNA binding; pseudouridine synthase activity
Source: RefSeq, a predicted model, not a curated record
AUGAGCUUCUUUAUAAAAUUCACAAUAUAUACAAAAAGAAUAUAUAAAAAAACUAAAAAACAAAUAGUGAAAAAUAGACAUUUAAAAUUAGAUAGAAUAAAUUUUUUAAGAUCAAAGUUAGAUAAAAUAAGAGUGAUUAAAAAAAAUAUGGUAAACAAUAGUGAGUUAAAUGAAUUAAAAGAAAAGGUUAUAAUAAAUCGUGAAAAAUUAACAAAUUUAAUAUUAAUUAUUGAUUAUGAUGGCACAUAUUAUAAUGGUUGGACGGGUUUGGAAAACAGUAGUGAAGUAUAUUUAAAUGCAACAAAAAAUUAUAAAAAUAAAAAGAUUCACAAUGAAAAAAACGAAAAUAAAUAUACUACAGUGCAAAAUACAAUAUUAAAUUGCAUAUUAAAGAUACAUGGGUAUGGAAAUAUGGAAAAUUUAGAUAGUUCUCAAAAUUUAAAACCUUUUGAUUUUAUAGGGGUAAGUAGAACAGAUAAAGGGGUACAUGCAAAAGAAUAUGUUUGUCAAUAUAUAUCAUAUGAGAGAAAACCUCCUUGCAAUGGAAACUUGAAUCAAAUAAAAAGAUCAUUAAAUAGUUUAUUAAAUAAAGAUAUCAAAAUUUUAGGUGUUUUAAAUUCACCAUUUGAUAAUUUUAACGUUAGAUAUCAUAAUAUAGGAAAAAUAUAUACUUAUAAUGUUGAUAUUAGAAUACCUAGUCAGCCUUUUGAGAGAAAUUAUGCAUGGCAACUUUAUGAUGAUCCAAGAUUUUCAUUUUUGUUAAAAAAAGAAAAAAAGAAAAUUGAAGAUACUAGCUUAAAUGAUUAUACUAAGAAAAUUAACUACGAUAAUAAAGAAAAUAAUUUAUGUUUUAAAAAAUAUCACGAAGAGAAUUUAAAUUUUCUUUUUGAUGAAAAAUUUAAUGAUUCAAAUGAAGAUGAGGAAAUAAUUAAUUCUAUUGAGAAGAGCAAUUAUGAUUCAAUAAAAAAUAUAAAAGAAAACGAAGAAAUUGAAGGUAGUUUAGAUUCAUUAUCAGAAGGAACAUAUAACAAUAAUAUUAUAAAUGAGAAUAAUAUUGUGAAAGAAUCAAAUAAAGAUAAUAUAAUGGGGAAUAGUUUAAAAAAUAGUUAUGAUAUAACCCAUAGUAUAAGUAUAAUAAAUAACAAAAAAGAAAUUAGACCUGUAAUAUCAUGUAAUUUAGAAAAAAUUAAAGAAUGUUCUAAAUUGUUUAUAGGUUAUCAUAAUUUUGAAUGUUUCAGAGGAACAUUAAAAGGAACAGAAAAGUUACGAAAAAUUAAUACAUUUUGUAAUAUUCAUUUUUUAGAUGUAUAUGAAUUAAAGAAUAAUUUAUAUCAAUUUGUUAUUCAAGGAGAUAGGUUUUUAUAUCACAUGAUUAGAAUAAUAAUAGGCACUCUUAUUCAAAUUGGUGUUGGACUCCUAAAAAUUGAAGACGUAAAAGAUGCUUUAUAUUUAUCGAAACCACUUAAAGUAAAAUUAUGUGCCCCUUCACAAGGGCUUUGUUUAAAAAAAAUUUUAUUUAAUCCUUCUAUUCAUAACUUAAUUAAUUCAGUAUUACAAAAUAAUUAA